CUAAAUAUUUUCAGUUUCCUUUCGACUUUCUAUGGUUUUGUUCUCGAAGGAGUGAUGUGCAAAUGGCGAAUUGCAGUCUUUUCUUUUCUUUCACUAUUUUUUAUUAUCAAAUAGAAAGUUUGAAAGUAAAGAAUAAUUAAAGUUUUGCAUAGGGUCGGUCAAACAGGCUGAAUUUAAAAUCACAUGGUUCCCUGACACCUGAUAAAAAUCUUAAUCCAAACCAGUUCGGCAGCUGAGUCCGUGUUUACCACCAUUUUCUAGGAAUACAGAAACGACGAUUCCUACCCCAAAUUGUGUUGUUCGAUCUUGAUUUCUUUAGAUUUUAUCAUCGCAUGGAAAAAACCAGAAAGCACAAUGAAUGCACCGAACCCAGAUCGACGGGAAGGAGGGUGGAAAUCACAAACAUAGUGGAUGGAUCUCCCGACCCAAUCUCCUUCACGCUUCCCCGACUAGAUCUGCUCGUCGGCGGGAGAGAAGCAAAGACAGAGGGGUAUGGAAAACAGCUUUCGAUCGGGCUCGGGCUGAGAAGUGGUGGAAUCGUCACCAGAAGGGGAAGAAAGCACUCACUUCACAUGAAAUUGACUGCGAAGAACCGAAAUCGGUGUAGAAGGUCGGUACAGGCGGUGAGUUUGUUGUAAAUAACUCGUUGAUCCGCAGCUGGCUUGCAGAUGAGAAUGGUAGAUACGACGUGAGAGUGGGUGAUCAGUCCGGCCUUAAGUAACCAGUUCGUGGAGCGAGAGCGGAAGCAAGAAUGCGAGAGCUUCUAUUUUAGAAGAACUUAAAGUUGGGAGCGUGAUGAGAGUGUCAUUAUUAUAUUAUAUAUAAUUAUUUUAUAUUAAUAUAAUUGACAAUUAGUAUACAAAAUAUCAUUUAUUUUGUUUAUAUUAACAAUAUAUAAAUCGUAAAGUAUUAAUGGAUAAAGGAUUAAUAAUAUGAAAAAGGGUAUAUUUCACAAUAUUGCAUUUAGAUUGUAUUAAUCCUUCGAUCCAUUUUUCUCGUCAUAAAAUUUAACAAUUUGGAAUUCGAGUAAAAACUAAAUUAAAGUCCAAGAUUCUUGCCACAAAAAAGUCCAAGAUUAUUAGUAAAUGGCCUUUGGGCUUUCCAUUCCCAGUACUUCUAUAAUAUAGUUACAUUGAUGUAAAAACAAAAGGACAAUAAUAUCCAGCAACCAGAAGCAUCGAGACGGUGGAUGAUUCUCCUCAAUUCAAAAGUGUCGACUCUUCAUGUUCGACAUCGACUACUGUCGUCAUAUCUCUCCGACGUCGGAACUCCUUGUUUCCUCCAGAACGAAGUAUCUCUAUAGUCUCAAAGCCCUAUCUCACUACUCGUUGGUUGUUCUUUCAUUUUCAUCUUGACCGACCUCAAUUAAUCGGCAAUCUGCUUCAUCCAUUUAGAGCCGAUGGUGGCAGUGUUCUCGCCUCUCGUUUAGUCUACUCUUAUUUCACCAUUCACACAAUUAAUGGCUCAAAAAAAAUUCAAACUCUAUGCAAAAGGGUAGUUUUAAUCGGACUCGCGUUCUCCCACAACAAAUUCGCGCUCCCGCCGAAAUCAAUUCUCGAAUUGUAUACGACUUGCCAGAAAUUUUCGUUUUGCCGAAUUGCAGCGUGAACUUGGGCUUGGAACCCACGAAUUGGGUACCCUAAAUCCGGCCGAACAGAUGUGUGUGGCUAAAACCUAUUCUGUUUUUGUGGGCCGCAACAAUCUCUGGGACCGUUCAAGUUCGCGCGUGUACGGUAAGUUGGCUUGUUCCACAGAGGAAAGAGAAAAAAAUUAGUAUUACCUAUUCUACCCUUACUACAAACGCUAUUGGAUUGGAGCAACAAAUUUGAAAUGGGGGAAGGGUUUUUCUCUUGCUGCUAUUAUGUUAUGUGUAGAUAAGAUAGAUAAAAAUUUAAAUUAAGUAUUAAAAUGCAACUAAAAUAAUCAAAAUAUGAAAAUCGAAGUAUCAAAACCAAAUAAGUACUUAUGCGAACUGUACAAGAGGUCAAAACGACUCUAUUUGACAUGGAUCCUACCAAGGCUCCAGGUCUAUAUGGUUGGACACCUGGUUUUUAUAAAAAAUGUUGGGGAGUUAUAGGUCCUAACAUCAUUAGGGGGGUGCAACACUUCUUCAGUGGAGGAAACUUACCAAAAGAUAUGAACUCAACAUCUCUUACACUGAUCCCAAAAGUGCCUAAUGCAGUUUCUCUUACUGCCUAUCGUCCUAUUCCCUGUAUUAACAUAAUCUACAAGAUCAUUUCAAAAGUGUUUGUCAAUAGGCUGAAAAUGGUUCUUCCUUCCAUUAUCAGCAGAAAUCAAUUUGCCUUUAUUCAAGGUCGAAGUAUCUUAGAGAACAUCCUAAUGGCUCAGGAGAUAGUGCAGAAUUAUAAUAGGAAUCAAAUCUCUUCUAGAUGUGCAGUGAAGAUUGAUCUAAAGAAGGCUUUUGAUUCAGUUAAUUGGGAGUAUUUGCUUUGUGUAAUGAACUAAUGAUCAAAAUGGGCUUCCCGGAAAAGUUCUGUCAAUGGAUUAAUCUUUGUCUUAGUUCUGCAUAUUUCAGCAUUUCCAUCCAAGGCAGUCUGUUUGGGUUUUUUCAGGUAGCCAAGGGUGUAAGGCAGGGGGUCCCAUCUCCCCUUACCUUUUCCCCAUAGCAAUGGAGCCUCUUACGGGUAGGGCUGGAAGUUUGGUACUGGUAUUUGGGAUAUACCGAAUAUCGUACCGAAUUUGUCUAUAUUUGGUAUUACCGAAUACACGUAUUAUUUUGUGGGAUUGAGAUUGGGAUUGAAUUUCAAUUGUUAUUCGGUAUUAGGGAUUACGGGAUUGGGAUCGGUAUAUACCGAAAUACCGAUCAAUACCAAAAUAUAUGCUAGUGUGUAUUUUAUUCUCUCAACUAAACUAUCUCGUUCACUACUACGCGACCUCCAAAUCACUUACCUAUAUGUCGCCUAUCGUUCUCGAGCGAGUCUAAGAAAACUCUAGAGUCUAUGCAACGCCUCCUCUAGUGCUUCCCAUCGUCUCGUCUUUUCUUUGUUUUCUUUAUUUCCUGGGUUUUGCCAAAAGGCUCAAGAUCGAGGAACCUCAACCCUACAAUCCAUUUUUUAAAACUCAAACUGAAAUUCUUUCUUACCAAAGAGUGGGGAAUGAAAGGUCCCGUAGAGA
Linum trigynum is the source of this 3135-nucleotide messenger RNA. The record is from the annotation of a GenBank genome assembly. NCBI's taxonomy places the organism in Eukaryota, Viridiplantae, Streptophyta, Magnoliopsida, Malpighiales, Linaceae.